Messenger RNA from Ambispora gerdemannii, 193 nucleotides. Lineage: Eukaryota; Fungi; Glomeromycota; Glomeromycetes; Archaeosporales; Ambisporaceae. The record is from the annotation of a GenBank genome assembly.
GAGAAUAUACGGCAACGGAACAACAAAUAAAUGCUGUCUUCGAAGAAAAUGAUAUAUUAGGCGAAAUUACAACAUUAGAACACCCUCUAAACGACGAAACGACAACUGACUCUAAAGUAUUACGAGCUAAUCAACAACUUCAGAGCUUUUGGAAAUGGCGAAACACGAAAAUACGAAUAAAGAGGAAGGAAAC